Molecule: messenger RNA, 1281 nt
Organism: Erigeron canadensis
Lineage: Eukaryota; Viridiplantae; Streptophyta; Magnoliopsida; Asterales; Asteraceae
Product: amino acid transporter AVT1I-like
Exons: 3
Coding region: 1-1281 (426 amino acids)
Cellular component (GO): plasma membrane
Source: RefSeq, a predicted model, not a curated record
AUGGAGGCCAAAAAGCAGGUAGAUUGUUGUGUUACAAUACCACUAUUGUUUAGCAAAGGAGAUGUGGAAACAAAGGUAGAGGAGAAGCAAUACAACAACAUGGGCACUACUUCUUUCAUUAGUACUUGUUUCAAUUGUCUCAAUUCUCUCUCAGGAGUGGGAAUACUUUCAAUUUCAUAUGCAUUGGCAUCAGGAGGGUGGUUGAGCUUGAUACUACUUUUUGUAAUUGCUGGCUCAACCUUCUACACGGGAUUGUUGAUCCAAAGAUGCAUGGGGAUCGAUCCAAUGAUAAAAAGUUACCCUGAUAUCGGGGAUCGUGCUUUUGGGAAAACGGCAAGAACCAUAGUAUCAAUCACUAUGAACAUAGAGCUCUACUUAGUAGCAACGGGUUUCCUGAUCCUAGAAGGCGAUAAUCUGUGUAACUUAUUCCCAGAUAUGGAUUUUGAUAUAUAUGGCACUCCUAUUGGAACAAAAUUUGGAUUUGUAGUCCUUGUUGCAAUCAUUAUAUUCCCCACAAACUUGUUAAACAACAUGAAAUUCUUUUCAUACUUAUCAGCCAGUGGAGUUUUAGCGUCCGUGAUCAUUCUAAGCUCGACUUUCUGGGCAGGUGCAUUUGACGGUGUUGGGUUUCAACAAAAGGGUAAAAUCAUAAACUGGAAUGGACUUCCGUCGGCUAUAAGCUUAUAUACAUUUUGCUAUUGUGCUCAUCCUGUUUUCCCUGCCCUGUAUACUUCCAUGAGAAACCAACAUCAAUUUCCACAGGUUUUGCUCGUAUGCUUUGCCUUAUGCACGGCUACUUACUCAAUUAUGGCAAUUAUCGGCUACCUUAUGUUUGGUGUGGAGGUAGAGUCACAGAUCACCUUAAACCUUCCAACAAGCGGUAUAAGCUCAAAACUGGCCAUAUGCACGGCCCUUGUUACCCCAAUCGCUAAAUAUGCACUAAUGUUAACACCAAUUGUUAACAGCAUCGAAGCAAAGUUUCAAUCAUCUUACAACAAAAGGAUGCGUAGUUUCCUAAUUAGAACAAUAUUGAUGAUAAGCACGGUAGUGGUAGCCCUGUCCCUUCCAUUUUUCGGGUAUCUAAUGUCACUCGUGGGAGCCCUCCUAGGUGCUACAACUUCAAUAAUGAUACCAUGCGUGUGCUACUUGAAGAUUUCUGGUACUUGCAGCAAGAGAAUUGGGCUUGAGAUGAUGAUUGUGGGGUUCAUUGUGUUAAUUGGCCUAAUUGUUGCAGUUGUGGGUACCUAUGUGUCAUUGGUAGAUAUAAUAACCAAUUUAUGA